Impatiens glandulifera is the source of this 2791-nucleotide messenger RNA. RefSeq lists its product as uncharacterized. The transcript is spliced from 5 exons. The coding region runs from base 940 to 2658 and encodes 572 amino acids. NCBI's taxonomy places the organism in Eukaryota, Viridiplantae, Streptophyta, Magnoliopsida, Ericales, Balsaminaceae. The record is from RefSeq and is a predicted model, not a curated record.
UCAUUCUCUCUCUCUCUCUUCACGUUCGUUUUCUCACACACAAAAUCCUCUUCUCUCCCCACGGCGCAAUCAAGGCAGACUGCGUUUUUCCGGUGCUUCUCUUUCAUCUAUACUCUCUCUUUCUCUUUUCAUCACUCUCUUCAUAAAAACCCACCAAAUAUAUAACCUUGAAUCAUCAUCUAUCAUCAUCUUUCGAUUACGUAACAACGAUUGAUAGACAGACAGACAUACAAACACUUGCUCUAGGAAACUUCGCCUAUCGAUACUGCUGUUCGCCAUUGACGAACCUUGGCGGCGCUCCCCAUACUUAGGGUUUGCCCAUUUUCGGACAAUUCAGGGUUACCCGGUUCUUUUACCCUCUAUAUCUCUCCAGAUUGUUCCCUUUAUGCACUAAUUUCUCCACUGUCAAAAACUCUUAACUUGCUCCUUCUGGGUUCUCCUCUCUGGUUAGAAAUUUCGUUUCUUUGUUUAAUGGUCUCUUAUUCUAGGGCUUUCCGCUGUUUUCUCCUUUCUUCUAUCAUCAGUUUGUAGCCUUCUUCUAUUCCUUGCCUCUUCCUUAUAUAAUAAGAAGGAGAAUUCGGUACUGGCAUGUUCAAACUGUUUAUGAGGUAAGGGAAUUCAUUCUUUGUCAUUCACCUAUUAUGCUAAACCUUAUUGUAAGGGACCUGCAAGAUUGGAUGAGUUUUUGUUAUUUCUAGUGUCCUGGAGUGUCUGUCUGGUAGUCAGUCAUUGCUUAUGGUUUGGAGUGCAAGUGCAGAGGCACAUCAAUAGAAAUUGAUUGUUUUCUGAUGGCCUAGGAAGAUUAACAGAUUAACAUUUGGAAGAACCCUAACUUUUGUUUGAGAAACAAGUAAAUGAUUGGCCAGUGAUUCAAUAGAGAGUCUUUUUGUGUAUAUCUUUUUUCUUUUUCACUUCAUUAUAUAAUGUUUAGUAGUAAUUAUGGAAAGAAUUGAACCUACAUUGAUUCCCCAAUGGCUGAAAGGCACUGGAAAUGUAACUGGUGGAGCUACUGCUUUACAUCAAACAUUGUCAUCCUCAUUAAUCUCUGAUGAUCACACUACACCUAAACAUGCAAGAAAUAGGCAGGCAAAUGUAAAUGGACAUGAUAUAGGCAGAUCAUAUAACUCUGAUAGAACUACAUCUUCCUACUUUCGUCGUAGUUCCAGCAGUAACGGAUCAGGUCGUCGUGCUCAAAGUAGUUUUGGGUGGGAAAGAGAAAAGUACGAUUCCAAGGACAAGGACAAGUCAAUUUUGGGUGAUUUCAGGCGAUUUGACUAUUCUGAUCCUUUUGAUAACAUACUACCAAACAGGGCUGAGAAGGAUUUGAGACGUUCACAGUCGCUGAUAACUGGGAAAGGAGGCGAAUCAUCGCCAAGAAAAGUGUCUACUGAAUUCAACAAUAAUAAGAGUAACCAUGGUAAUAGUAAUGGCCUGGUUUCUGUGAGCAGUUUGAUUAACACAGUGCAAAAAACUGCAUUUGAGCGAGACUUUCCAUCACUAGGAGCUGAUGAAAAGCAAUUAGCUUCUGAGGUUAGAAGAGUUUCAUCACCUGUAUUGGCUACUGCCAUCCAAACCUUGCCAACAAUAUUAGGUGGAGAUGGUUGGACAUCAGCACUAGCAGAGGUUCCUGUUAUAGUUGGUAGUGGAUCUGUUCAACAACCUAUUACCUCAACUGCUGCUACUUCCAUAACUUCAAGCACAAUUGGUGUGCUUAACAUGGCUGAGACUGUGGCUCACGGCCCUACUCGUGCCAAUAAUAUACCACAGUUACCUGUUGGAAAUCAGAGAAUGGAAGAGUUGGUUCUUAAGCAAUCUAGGCAAUUAAUUCCUGUUAUACCAGCUAUGCCAAAAAAUUCGGUACUGAAUGCUCCAGAGAAAUCCAAAUCCAAGACUUCACAACCUCAACAAAAUCCAUCUUCAUUUGCUAACCUUUCCCCACGAGCCAAUGCUGUAAAACCCGAUCUUCAUCGAACAUCUAUGGGCGGAAAGCAGCUCCAUGUUCUCAAACCAUCUCGAGAAAGAAACAAUGGUUCUCCUCUUGCCACAAAGGACAAUUCAACCCCCAUCGACAGCAAAAUUGCAGGAGUUAAUGUUGUUCUCUCUUCUUCAUCUGUUGCUCCUCCAGUCAAUAGCAGGCCGGUCCCACCAAUUUUGGAAAAGAGGCAAACUCAAGCUCAAGCUCGAAGCAGAAACGACUUCUUCAAUCUCGUGAGGAAGAAUUCUAUGCCCAAUCCAUCUUCGAUUGAAAUUGGAACCAGUCCUACUGAAGCAGUAGUAGCCGAUUCUCCUGUUGUUAAACAAUCCGGGGAAAUCGAUUCUCCUCCAUCGGAUAUGUCAGUUACAAAGCAAUUGACGGACAAGGUUGAUGAUGAUAUGAACAAUUAUGGAAAGACCCUUUACUCUGAAGAAGAAGAGGCUGCGUUUCUGAGGUCUCUCGGUUGGGAAGAGAAGAAUAAUGGAGAAGAUGAAGGACUUACUGAGGAAGAGAUCAGUGCUUUCUAUAAGCACGUUGAUGAGUAUAUUAAACAGAAGCCAACGUCGAAAACUUCGCAAAAGAUACAGCCGAAGUUGUUUGGACCUCGGAAUUCAAGUAUCAGCAGCGACGAUGGGACGACUUGCUCUGGAUCGAGUUCUUCGGAUUCGAAAGCUGAUUCCUAAUUUAAUGAUGGUGGGUUUUGUCAUUCAUAAUGGUUUACUUUCAUUUGGUUUUGAAGAAUUGGGAGAUAAAGAGGAAGCAGUAAAAAGAUUUAAAAAGAAAAUGAAAAUAUUUUACUAGUUAACUUUUUUUUUU